AUGGAAGUGAAUGGGACCAUGAGACGGCUUGGUGUUCAUACUGUUACGGAGAUAACGAAGGUACUUCAUUUUUUGACGAACAAGACCACCGGAAAGGCAGAUCUCUUCGGUGCGCACGACGGUGACCCCCUGGCCAUUCACCUGCCAAGCUUCCGCCUAUGUCGUCGUAGUAGCCGGAUGGGCCACCGGACUGAAACUCGGCAGCGACUCCGUCGGAAUCGAAUACAACACUCACCGCAACAUAAGAAUCACACUUUUUGCCCUAAGAACCAUUCAGGUGAUUGGGCAGUUCAAUCUUGGAUUUAUCAUUGGCAAUUAAAACAUAACUUUGGUGUUGCAGAUGUUAAGGAACUCAUAUCUAUCCUGGCGGAUAGUCAAGGAGAAUGCUCAAUGAUGGGCGCAUAUAAGAUGGACACCUAUGACUCCGUUUGCCCCCCAAGAGUACGUGCAAUGCUAGCAUCGCGUGCCUAUAGAUCUUCUGUUAUGAUUGGAGAUCCGCUUGGAAGAAACGAGAUGAAAAAGACUUUCACAUGA
This is a messenger RNA of Lactuca virosa, 534 nucleotides long. The record is from the annotation of a GenBank genome assembly. Lineage: Eukaryota; Viridiplantae; Streptophyta; Magnoliopsida; Asterales; Asteraceae.